UCGGGACUUGUGCCAUGAAGUCGAGGGCAGAUCAGGGAGUCGUUGAUGCUCGGCUAAACGUGUAUGGUGUGACAAACCUCAAGGUUGCAGACUUGUCCAUCGUGCCGAAGAUUGUUGGUACGAACACUUAUUCGACGGCGCUCCUCGUUGGAGAGAAGGCUGCGAUGAUCAUUGCUGAAGACUUGGGUAUUAAAUGCAGGCCGUGAAGGUCGUUUCCGAAACUGCUCAAGCG
Messenger RNA from Suillus subaureus, 232 nucleotides. RefSeq names its product glucose-methanol-choline oxidoreductase. NCBI's taxonomy places the organism in Eukaryota, Fungi, Basidiomycota, Agaricomycetes, Boletales, Suillaceae. Bases 15 to 206 code for a protein of 63 amino acids. Gene Ontology annotation, molecular function: flavin adenine dinucleotide binding; oxidoreductase activity, acting on CH-OH group of donors. The transcript is spliced from 2 exons. The record is from RefSeq and is a predicted model, not a curated record.